Messenger RNA from Folsomia candida, 3819 nucleotides. Its product is annotated as potassium channel subfamily K member 13. The record is from RefSeq and is a predicted model, not a curated record. Bases 1913 to 3604 code for a protein of 563 amino acids. Gene Ontology annotation, molecular function: potassium ion leak channel activity. Gene Ontology annotation, biological process: stabilization of membrane potential; potassium ion transmembrane transport. Gene Ontology annotation, cellular component: membrane. NCBI's taxonomy places the organism in Eukaryota, Metazoa, Arthropoda, Collembola, Entomobryomorpha, Isotomidae. The transcript is spliced from 5 exons.
UACAAGGGAGGAAAGAAAGAGACCUACGAGUUCACGUCUCAGUUCGCCAGCAAUGUUUGGCUUGGUAAUCCGUUGAACUACCCGAGCUUCAUAAUCUGUUUUCAGAGGACAAGUGACACCGUGGGACGGACGUUUGUAAGUCGCUACUUUUAAAUUUCAAACAUGUCCUCUCGUCUCAUAUUUCGGGUGAGAAAGUCAACAAACGUCACAUUUGUAUGCAAGUCAAAAUCAUAAUGCGCCGCAUUCUGGAUGCACACUCUGUCCAGCAAUUUGCCCGUGACCUCGUCCGUUUUAUGUAGUAGUAGUUUCCGAAAAGUUGUCAAAUUACAUAAUAAAAGUUACAGUGGAAAGUGAGCGUAACAAGUUCAAGAUAGUGAGUUAAUUAUAAAACACGAAAACUGAGAAUCCAGGCCAUACAAACUCUGAAGAAGAUGGUAAAAGUUUCCAGUAAGCGGGUUUGAACAUUUUUUGUGUGAGAACUGUGUUACGCAGUGCACUUUGGCACCUUGCUUUCAUAUACAUUUAUACAUUUGAAUAUGCGGAAAUGAAAGUACAUGAAGCGUUACAUGUUCACUCCUUCAAAGACAUUCGUCAUCUUCUUGAGCAUUGAAGGAAAGUUAUUAAUAUCCUUCUGAACGUGAAUGAAAGUCGUCCACUGACUCAAAACCCAACAACAGGAGGAAAUUGACUGGGAACAUGAACAGACGUAAUUUACUCGGUAGCUUACAUAACCUUAAUAUCUGUCGGCGUAACUAUGAGUAAGGACCACGUUGCAUAAUUUUGAAUCCACAACAUUUAAUCUAUAUCCAAAUAACUACAUGCAUGUACUUAUUUUGUCAUCGUGUCGAGUAAUAACGUUGCCGUAUUGUCAUGUGGUAGACAUUAUAAAAUAAUUUACUUGUACUUUGUGUUGAGGGAGGACAUCACUACAUCAGCAAUAACUUCAGCGAAUGAAAAAUAGCGUGCUCGACGCAAUUUGCUAGACACACCUCGUGAACUCCUUCUUGAUUCUUAUCGGGAUUACGAUCUCAUCAGCACUAUAAAAGCAUAAACUUUCACAAGACUUUCACCACAAAAUUCUAACCAAUUAAACCUAUUUAAUCCUCCUGGAAUUUGGUUAAUUUGGACGUUCGCUAGUGAAUAAGCAUGACAGGAUUACCCAGACGUUAAUUUUCCUACUCCAAGCGACGAUAAUUUUAUUUUAGAAAUGGUACCUGCCAAAUUAAAGCUAUAAGAGAAAAAGCAACGCAAUUUAGACACGAAUUUGCAAAUCAAAUGUGUUUGGCGUAAAAGUUAAUAGAUUUAUAUUUUCAAGGUGAAACAAAAAUUAUAUAACGUGACAAUUAAGUGAUUUAGAUUUAAUGAGCAGUCCACGAACGCCCCACAAAAAAACAUACAGCAAACAAAGACGACUUUCAACUUUGUGAUGAUCAGGUUCUGAAAUAUUUUGCAUGGCUUACAAAUCCUCAGUUGAUGACAACAUCAAUCUGGAAAUCUAAUUGGAACUUAUAUUCGAAUUACAUCGUGUAAUACUUUGAGUUCUGAAAUACAUUGCUACUUUUCGCCCAUGAAGAUCAGUUUAGUCAUGCAAACUCUGAUGCAGCAGCAAGAAAAUAAGCCCGUGAAGUGAACAAGUGUUUUAUUAUAUGAAAUCUGCGCUGUGACACUUUCUACAAGCCAGCUUCAUAAUAAUUUAUGGUCAGUUUCUGGCCACAGUGGCUGAAGUGGUGGUGCUAAAGGCCCCGUAAUCGCUGCUCGACGCUUUACUCGUCCCAUUUGCCAAAUCGUAUUCUUCUGAAUACAUUAGUCCCCUCCUUGCACAUCGUCGUCCUCAAAUUCGUAAGCAUGCAACCAUCUGCUGUUGCUACACAAAGUUGAUUUGUUAAAAAUAUAGCUUCAGUCACUUGAACCAAUGGCACCCUUACCGCUGCAGAACCCAGAUGUCACAAAAAACCGACAAGGUGGCAUUUGUCAUUUCCUUAACUUGCAAGAAGAUAAUGUGAGGUUCAUUCUCCUGGCAAUUUUCCUCUAUGUCUACUUGGCCAUGGGUGCGUUCAUCUUCCAAGCAUGUGAGGAAAGUGGGGAGAAUAAGACGAGAAGAGAUUUCCAAGAUUUGUACGAUGAAUUUGUUCGAAACUUUACAAGGUGCUAUUAUCCCACCCCCUCGAAAGACACGAUGGGACUCCAAGUUACCAAGGACAACAAGUACACUUUCGGAGGUGGCGUUGACAUUGGUGCGAACACUACGCUUUUGACCAGCGUGGAUGAUGUGAAAAGUGUUGAUUCUGAGGAAAGCAGCAGCAGGAGUGAGCCUUACCGUAUAACGCUGGACGGCCUUCACGAGUUACUUUUUGCAUACGGAAAUGCUACCCAAGCAGGAAUGGUGUGGAAAAGGAAGAGAUGGGACUGGGUGGGAAGCUUUCACUUUGCCUGGACCAUCGUUUCAACCAUCGGUUAUGGAGCGACGACCCCUUCCACGCUCUUGGGAAAACUGUUAAUAAUUCCUUACGGAUUUGUUGGGUGCGCUGGCGGAUUACUCUUUUUUAACCUAUUUUUGGAGAGGAUUAUCACAUUUCUCGCCACAUGUAUGAGAAGUUACAGACUGAAACGACAAAAACGUCGACCUUGCAUCGACAACGAUAAUGCCAUAGAUGAAAAACCAGACCCCCCGAAUGCUGCUGCUGCUGCUGGACCCGCCAUCGCGAUAACGGUGGUAGCCGCACAUCGUGGAGCCUCCCCCUCCAGAUCUUCCACAGGGGAAGAAUCUAUCGUCGAGCAGCCAGACUGGAAACCCUCCGUGUACUGGGUGAUGCUCUGCCUCUUUGCAAUGUCAGUAACAGUGAUUUGUGCAUCAGGGACCUUAUUUCAACAAAUGGAAGGAUGGACCUUUGGCGAAUCUGUUUAUUUUAGCUUUAUAUCCUACUCAACAAUUGGUCUUGGGGACUAUGUUUCAUUACAACAGCAAAGUUAUGGGAGUAUGGAAAUGCUUUAUAGAAUUGUGGCGUUCGUUCUCAUGAUUUUUGGCUGCUGCUGUAUAUACAGUCUUCUCAACGUUACUUCGAUAGUAAUCAAACAGUUUUUGAACUACAUAAUCAAGCAGAUGGACUACUGUGGCGAGUGCUGUUGUUGUACUUACUGUCGAUGUUCUGCUGCCAAAGUGCGACGGAGAAUGAGUUCCAAAAGAAGGAGACCAAACCGUAGUCUUCGCAACAUUAGAAAUGGGGUUGGAAAUAGCAGUAAUCGAUGUCAAGUUUCCGUGCUAAACAAGUCCCACGCAGCACGAGCCUUCACUCUGGGUCGUCAUCACCCCUACAACAUUCCAGAAUCGCCAGACUACGACUGUAACGAGAAAGAGGAGGGUGGGCACGGGGGACUCAAUAGUAGUCGAUUUGAUUUGGACGAGAGGCGAUGUUCGGGAGAAAACAUGAUCAGCAUUCGUGGGGAGUUAAGUAAUAAAGUGAGUUUGGCUGUGAUGCAGAAAAGACUUUAUGAAACGGCGCAGAUGAGUAGACAUUCUUCUGCAUAUGAUUAUCCAGGCUUUUCAGCAACUUCAGUAGGACCACUUGCAAUUGUCACGGAGAAACUGGGAGAUAAUCCGGUUUAGGACUUAUCCUUAGAACCCAGCCACUAUGUGACCCUUGUCGUUUUUUGUCCACUCUGCACUCUCUGUUAUGUUUAAAUUACGGACUCAUAUUUUUACUACCGAUAGCGAAAAAGUCUGUGGGUCUAGUAAUGGAGAAACUGAUGGAGAAAGUCAGCAUGCUGCACAAGUUGACACGAAAUGUUUGUAUAACAUGAGAAUAAAUUGAUUCGAUAUGA